UCAAGUUGCCAUUGAAACCCGCGGUGGCAGCAGUCACAGUAGCGACAGCUGCAGCAGGAGAGACAGAGGCAGCAGCAGGAGAGACAGGCAGCAGGAGAGACAGAGGCAGCAGCAGGAGAGACAGAGGCAGCAGCACGAGAGACAGAGGCAGCAGCACGAGAGACAGAGGCAGCAGCACGAGAGACAGAGGCAGCAGCAGGAGAGACAGAGGCAGCAGCAGCAGAUACAGAGGCAGCAGCAGGAGAGACAGAGGCAGCAGCAGGAGAGACAGAGGCAGCAGCAGGAGAGACAGAGGCAGCAGCAGGAGAGACAGAGGCAGCAGCAGCAGAUACAGAGGCAGCAGCAGCAGAUACAGAGGCAGCAGCAGCAGAUACAGAGGCAGCAGCAGCAGAUACAGAGGAAGCAGCAGCAGAUACAGAGGCAGCAGCAGCAGAUACAGAGGCAGCAGCAGCAGAUACAGAGGCAGCAGCAGCAGAUACAGAGGCAGCAGCAGCAGAUACAGAGGCAGCAGCAGCAGAUACAGAGGCAGCAGCAGCAGAUACAGAGGCAGCAGCAGCAGAUACAGAGGCAGCAGCAGCAGAUACAGAGGCAGCAGCAGCAGAUACAGAGGCAGCAGCAGCAGAUACAGAGGCAGCAGCAGCAGAUACAGAGGCAGCAGCAGCAGAUACAGAGGCAGCAGCAGCAGAUACAGAGGCAGCAGCAGCAGAUACAGAGGCAGCAGCAGGAGAGACAGAGGCAGCAGCAGCAGGAGAGACAGAGGCAGCAGUAGAGGCAGCAGCUACACUGACAAUCAAACAACCACGGUGGCUUUAGCGACACUCGUUGCAAACUCUGGCGGCGCCGUCGUCAGCGGUGGCGACAUCAUGCAGACGGACACCACCACCGUGGUCAUCAUCGGGGAGGGCGACCGCGUGGUGCUGAAGCGAGAGGACUUGCUGAAGGCCGUGCGAGUGGAGAGACACCGGAAGGUGAACUUCGAGAAGAAGUGGUUCUUCGUGGACAGUUUGAUCGGUGCGAGGUACGGCACCACGUUUGACAUCACGGGUGGAGGUGACCUACAGCCCCUGUGUGCGAGCAAGGUGCUCAAGGCUGAAGUCGCGGUGUCGGAGUCCGGAGUCGACAACCGCAACAUCCAGAGCGACGGCUCGGCACAGAAGCUCACGCGGGACGACAUCUCGGCUCUCAAGGAACAGGGCCUCAGGGGCACGGAGAUUGUGAGCCAGCUGGUGGAGAACAGCAGCACGUUCAAAGAAAAGACGGAGUUUUCUCAAGAGAAGUACAUCAAGAGGAAGAAGAAGAAAUACGAAUCCCACAUCACGGUGCUGAAGCCGAACGCACGCCUCCUGGCUACAAUGUACCACUCGCGCGAGCCGGCCAAGAUCUGCCACCUCCGCGUGGAUUCGCUGUCGCAGCUGCUGGCGUCCGGGAACGUGCGCGCCAGCGGCAAGACGAUCGUCGUGGAGAGCUGCUCGGGGCUUGUGCUGGGCGCCGUCAUGGAGCGCAUGGGAGGGCACGGCACGAUCCUAAACGUGCACGCCGGCGCCAUGGCCAACACCACGGCCACGGAGCACUUCGGCUUCCCCGAGCGCUUCUUCGCCCGCGUCUUCUCCGUCCCCCUCGACCGGAUCGGCGCCAUCGCCCAGCAGUGCUGCGACGGCGCUGCCGCUAGCAACACCGACGCCGUCGCCGCUAACAACACCGCCGCUAGUAACAACGCCGUCGCCGCUAGCAACAAUGCCGUCGUCGUUAGCAACACCGGAGCCGCCGCUAACAAUACCACCGUCGCCGCUAGCAACAACACCGCCACCGUGGUCUCCGCAGAGUGCACUGGCCUCCCAGAGGGAUGCUCGGACGGAUGUGCGGACGACUCUGGUAUGGACACGGAGGCGCCAGCUGCCGGCAAUGUGGAGCAGCCGGAGCAGGAUUCUCAGCAGGCGGAACUGGAUUCCAUUGCGGGAGAGCAGGCUGGCAAGAGGCAAGGAGACGUCCGGACCGAGAGUGAGACUGGCAUGGCCAACGUCAAGGACCUCAAAUCUCAGAAGGAGGUGCGGCAGGAGGAGAGGAAGCGGUGCGCAGACAUUGGCGUGGCGGAGCUCGCGCGGAGAGAUGCCGAUGGCCUGAUCAUCGCCUGCAAGUUCCAGCCGUGGCCGAUUCUCGAGGGGCUCCUUGACUUCGUCUCCCCCUCGCGACCUUUUGUCGUCUUUUGCCAGCACAGGGAGCCGCUGCUGGAAUGCUACACCAACCUGAAGGAGCGCGGGAGCACGGUGAGCCUCCACCUCACCGAGUCCUGGCUCCGCUUCUACCAGGUUUUGCCGAACCGAACUCAUCCGCUCAUGAGCACAAGCGCAUCCGGGGGAUACCUGCUCACAGGCAUUACGGUGGCGCCUGAUGCUGGCUCUGCGGCGGAGCGGCCCGCGGCGGAGCGACCUGCGGCGGAGAAGCCCACGGCGGAGCGACCUGUGGCGGAGAAGCCCACGGUAGAGCGACCUGUGGCGGAGAAGCCCACGGUAGAGCGACCUGUGGCGGAGAAGCCCACGGUGGAGCGACCUGUGGCGGAGAAGCCCACGGUGGAGGGACUCUUGGUGGAGAAGCCCACGGCGGAGGGACCUGUGGCGGAGAAGCCCACGGUGGAGGGACUCUUGGUGGAGAAGCCCACGGCGGAGCGACCUGCGGCGGAGAAGCCCGUGGCGGAGGGACUCUUGGUGAAGAAGCCUGUGGCAGAGUCGUCGUGCUCAGCAGAUGGGCCCGUGACGGAGGAGCCCAUGGCGAUGCAGGAGCCUGUGACUGAGAAGCCCACGGCAGCCGCGGAGGAACGUGAAGAGGAGGAAGGGCCGAAAGCCAAGCGAGCUAAGACUGACGGCGAUCGGGACUCCUAGGUGUUGUGCCCGCAGAGCCGGGCAAAGCACGUCGCUCACUCGGUAGCGCUCUGAAGGGGCCUGGGUUCCAUUACCAACUCGGAUGCUCUUCUGUGCGGGGCUUGUUACGUUUUCUCCCCCUGUUGUGCACGGGUUCUCCGGUUCCCUGUAUGUAUCGCUCUCCGUGUACGUGUCUCUUGUGUGCGAGGCAGCUGCCCGCCGAGUAUCGCACACAGUACUCGCAUCUAACUGUAUGACGUUGUCCCAAGUGGACUGAAUUCAAUACGCGUCACGUCACGAAUUUUGGGUAUAGGUUCCCCGCAUAUACGGCGUGAAAUCGCGCAAACCGAAACCUGUACAGCGAGACUGUAACGAUGCACCGAUUCAUCGAUUAAAAUAGACUUGCUAGGCCCCUGAUGUAUUUGUUGAUUUUCUGUAAAGGAUUGGUUAUUUAAUAAUCACGUUUCCAGGCCGUGCCAAGAGUUUCUUCGGCAACGCGAAUUCAAUUCUGUAAGACGGCUUCCAACAGGAGGAGUGAAACGUCGAACAUCGUGCCGAAAAACGCAAGCGCGAAAGCUCUAAAUCGGCGUUCUUCAUUGCAAGGCCCACAGGCCACUGGUGGCCUUUAGUGCGGCCCCUGACAAUACACACAUUUGAAAACACCCCUCCACCAUCAUCAUCGUGCUGCUUCUUCUUGGUUCGUUCCGUAAAGUCACGUAGAAUGGAAAUAAUAAAGUAAUAAAACAUAAUAAAAUAAUUUUCACGACGUUUCGGCCACAACG
Lethenteron reissneri (Far Eastern brook lamprey) is the source of this 3637-nucleotide messenger RNA. RefSeq names its product tRNA methyltransferase 6 non-catalytic subunit (gene TRMT6). Lineage: Eukaryota; Metazoa; Chordata; Hyperoartia; Petromyzontiformes; Petromyzontidae. The record is from RefSeq and is a predicted model, not a curated record. Gene Ontology annotation, biological process: tRNA methylation. Gene Ontology annotation, cellular component: nucleus; tRNA (m1A) methyltransferase complex.